Messenger RNA from Cooperia oncophora, 888 nucleotides. The record is from the annotation of a GenBank genome assembly. Lineage: Eukaryota; Metazoa; Nematoda; Chromadorea; Rhabditida; Trichostrongylidae.
AUGGAUUAUGCUCAAAUACUUUUAGACAACCUGAGCGGCUGGCCUGAACACUUCCAGUUGGUGGGUGCGCUUCACAGAGUGGAGCCUCAGAAGGCAUACGAAGAAGUAAAACAGUUGGCUAUCAGUAUAGAACAAUCAAAAAUAAUGCUAGAAGUUAACAAGUACAAGCCAUUAGCGUGGAAAAACAGAUAUGCUCAGUACCAGGGCAAGAAAGAAAGGACACAGAUAUGGCAGAAGCCGAUAGCGAGACCAUUCAAUCACCAAGAAAUCGAGAUGCAAAUACAGCACAAUGCGAAAACCGUUCAUUCGGGUGAAGCUAGGAAAGCAAGUAUCGGAGACAGGAGUUCUGCAACGCAGGAACCGAAAUAUGGUGAAGCAAUACAAGGGAGGAAGUGCUACCAUUGCUCAAAAUAUGGACACAUAGCACGUGAAUGCCCAUCCCGAAUGGGAAAUGUUAACCAUAGGGAUCGAAAGAAAUUCCCUUCGAAGAAUGAAGAAACAAAGUUGUCUUCCAUAAUAGAGCGAAAUCGUAGUAUGGGGAUGAAAGCUCGACGAAAAAGAUCUGAUGACAGCGAUCUCAUUGGGAAACGGAUAAUGGUCCCUGUGAGACUUCUUGGAGAUCGGUGUACAGCCCUUGUAGACACUGGUUCCAUGAUCAGCAUUAUUCCGUUGAAAGUCCUAGCGAAAGCACAAGAUCGAGGAUGGGAUGUUGACUCUUUGAAGGUAGUGCCGAAGUCAAGGCUAAAACCAGUGUUUGAUGCUUCCAACAAGAGAAUGGACUUCGUUGGCGCAGUUCAUAUCGAAGUUGAAAUGGAUAGUGGGAACACCGAGAUGAUUGCAUUCCAUAUUAGUCGAGGCCAAGACGAAUCUUGGCGAAUCAAGCGCUAG